Molecule: messenger RNA, 1498 nt
Organism: Conger conger (European conger)
Lineage: Eukaryota; Metazoa; Chordata; Actinopteri; Anguilliformes; Congridae
Gene: cmss1
Product: cms1 ribosomal small subunit homolog
Exons: 10
Coding region: 150-1049 (299 amino acids)
Cellular component (GO): nucleus; 90S preribosome
Source: RefSeq, a predicted model, not a curated record
AGUUCCAGAAGAGAAAAGAGUGACUAACUUUACUGCCAUGCUGCAGUGCUCAAACCACGUCAAUCUCCACAAGAAUUCUACUCUCAUGUCUAGACUUAUAUCUAGACAACUUUUUUGCAAAAUAAUUAUUGGCAAUGAGGUGAGACAGGAUGACUAAUUUCAAGAUUUGCCAACGGGACGCCCCGGAGAGCGCCGAGCAGGAGGACACCGCAGAGAACCUUCCGGAAGACAAGGAAGCAGACACGGAAAAGCGCCAGCCUCCAAGUCAGAGCGGGAAGCCGAACAAGAGGAAGACAACGCUCUCGGCCGAGAGGAAGACCACGCUCUCGGCCAAGAGGAAGAAAAAGACUCCACAGAAAGAAUGCCUCAUCGCUCCGGAGGAAAGGGAGGAGGGCGGCGACAAGGAGCCCAAGCCCAAGAGGAGGAGAAAGAAGAAGACCAUCUCCGACGUCCUGGCCACCUCGGAGCCCAAGGCGGGGGGCCCGGUGGACCUCCAGAACCUGGUCCUGGAGCACUACUCCGACACGCGCUCCGUCAUCGAGCUGGAGGAGCUGAAGCUGCCGGAUUCCUGCUUCCUGGCGAGCAAUGACCUCACCCACAGCCUGUCGUCCUACUUAAAGGAAAUUUGUCCCAAGUGGGCGAAGAUCCAGAGGCAGCACACAGAGAAGAGGUCUCUCGCCCUGCUGAUCGUCUGCAGCUCCGCCCUGCGCACCAUAGAGCUCAUUAAGCUGUUGACCGCCUUCAAAGGAGAAGCCAAAGUUAUCAAAUUAUUCGCCAAACACAUAAAGGUGGAGGAGCAGGUGAAGCUCCUGGGUAAAGCGGUGACGCACAUCGGCGUGGGGACACCGGGGAGGAUCAAAGCCCUGAUGGAGAAAGACGGGCUGAGUCUGAAGGGGCUACGCUACCUGGUGCUGGACUGGAACUGGAGGGACCAGAAGCAGAGGAGGAUGGUGGAUGUUCCCGAGGUUAAAGGUGACUUGUUGAAGCUCCUGGAGGCUGGGAUUAUGAAAGGCUGCCAGGAUGGAGGCAUCAAACUGGGCCUAUUCUGACCUACUCCCCCCCCCAUGCAGAUAUUGGACUGGAGUCAGUCAACGUUCUGAUUUAUUUUGAAUAAAAAAAGAAAUUGAAGUGCUAUAUUUUUACAUAUGUUGUACAAAUGUUGAUUGAAGUCAAGUGAUACAAGAUGUCGUCCUGCUGUUAGCUGGACAGUCCUGGUCCUGUUCUGCACUCCGAUCAGUGGAACAGAAUGGAGUGCAUUUGUGACUGAUUCCCAGAGAGAAGUUCAUGUUUCUACUAACAGCAGAUACACAAUAAAAAAACAAAUGGCUGCUACAGAAAUCUUAAAAUGCCGUACAACAUCUGCAGCCAAUAAAAGUCAUGGUUACUUACUCCCUACAAUAAAUUACCACGGUGGCCCCUUUUGUAACUGUCCCAUGUUGUUACCAGUGCGUGAAAACUUGUGAAAAACUUUUAAGGCAAAUAAAAGUGUGUGAACGAG